Messenger RNA from Trichomonas vaginalis G3, 210 nucleotides. RefSeq lists its product as uncharacterized. The transcript has a single exon. The annotation marks the transcript as partial. Lineage: Eukaryota; Parabasalia; Trichomonadida; Trichomonadidae. The record is from RefSeq and is a predicted model, not a curated record.
AUGAGAAGCAAAUCCAUCUUAGCUGGUGCCGUUAAUGUUCCAAUUGAACCAACAUCAAAUGUUGACUCACGAACGACAAACAAUAUUGUCAUAAAGAACUAUAGUUCAGAGUGUUUGAAAGAAAAAGAACCAGAACUUAAGUCGGGACCUUCGGUCUUGGAGCAUGGCGCCGUGAAUUUAAACACAGCUUCAAACGCUAACGCUACAUCA